Messenger RNA from Parus major (Great Tit), 3333 nucleotides. RefSeq names its product DENN domain containing 2D (gene DENND2D). NCBI's taxonomy places the organism in Eukaryota, Metazoa, Chordata, Aves, Passeriformes, Paridae. The record is from RefSeq and is a predicted model, not a curated record. The coding region runs from base 1186 to 2922 and encodes 578 amino acids. Gene Ontology annotation, cellular component: cytosol; nucleoplasm. The transcript is spliced from 11 exons.
AAUUGUUUGGCUUGGAAUGGAUCUUAGUUACUGCAUAAGCACUACUCAAAAACAGCAGAGGAAAUAUUGGCAGACAGGCUGAGAACGGGAAAGGGGGAUUUUUCUUUUAAAGAUAGCCUUGGUUUUUAAGGGACUUUCCCUGUUGGUGUGUGCGGAGCAGUGAAACCACCCGGUAAAUCCGAGCAGCUCCGCAGUGCCCGAGACAGAAAAACCCCGGAUCGCUCCAGCAGGACACGGCUCCUCUCUCCUGCCGGGAAGGCAGGUGGUAACCGGCCUCCAGCCCGAGAGCUGGACCAAGCAUCUCUCGGGGUCUCUGCGAGGGAGGAUAAAUCUCUGAGCGGUAGGGAAACGCCAGCCCGGGGUAAAGCACAGCCCGAUGGCUCAGGACGAGCCCAUUCCCAGCCCACGGCACGGGAAUGAAGUACGGUGGAGUCACCGGAGCGGGUGAUGGGCUGGCUCCCUGCGACACUGCAGGUGACAGACACCACAACCUCUGUACCCUGGAGGGGACGGGUCAGCGUCACCUCCGACCCUGCAGAGGCUGCGCUGGGCACCGCUCCCUGCGCUGCUGCGUCCCGGAGAGAAAAGGGACUGGGGGAGGCCGGGAGGCUGGAGCAGUGUUUGAGCAAUGCUGUAGCACUGGGGAAUGGAACACAGCACUGGUGAAUGAGUUCUGUCCCCUGUGAUGUAGGGCAAGCCGUGUUCCAAGUGUCCACAUCCCUAUUCCCACGCUGUGCCCAGUCGCAGCUGUACCCCAGCCUAGGCCGGCCCCAGCAGGAUGCCCAGCCCCGUUAGAGGGGAUGCUCAGCCCCCUCUGUGUCCGGUGAUCUGGGUGUCACCAUGCCCGAUCCUCCUGGAUGUCCCCGGCCCGGUUCCUUCUGGCAUCCUCAUAACUCGGGGUGUUCCCAGCUCCCCCAUUCCCGCUGCCUAAACGACCAUCGUGCCCGCUGGGUCUCAGGUCCCGGUACCCCGUGCCUGCUCCUGCUCUUCUGCAGCAAGGUCUCCCCCAUUCCCGAUGCUCCCCCGCAUCCAGGUUCCUCCCAGGGCUGGUGAGGACCGUGCCUGCUUCUCCCGACUCCUCCUCCCCAGUGCGCCCAUUCUUCCCUUACCCCGUGUCCCGUACUCCCGGAUCUCACAUCCCCGGUUCCUCCUGUCAUCCCCGGCUCCCUGCUCCCCUCAUUCCCGAUGCCCGCGGGUCCCCCGUGCCCGUUUUUCCCGGUUUCCCGGGUUACCCGGUGCCUCAAUGUCCCCUCUCCCCGGAGGUGUCCGGCGCUGCCAGGUGUUGCCCUGUGCCCGCUCCUCCUCCUCCCCACCCCGUGCCGUCCCUCCUCCCUCGGGAAAGCGAAAGCGCGGCGGGCGGAAGCCGAGCCCUCCCCCGGGCCGGUCUGGGCCGCACCGGGACCGCACCGGGACUGCACCGGGACCGUGCCGGGACCUCACCGGGACCGUGCCGGGACCGUGCUGGGACCGUGCCGGGACCUCACCGGGACCGCACCGGGACCGUGCCGGGACCGCACCGGGACUGCGCCGGGACCGUGCCGGGACCGUGCCGGGACCACCAUGGCUUCCAUCAGCAGCUUCUUGCGACGGAGCCUGCGGCGUGCCGGCCGCAGAGAAGGAAAGGACGGGGCCUCUGCUGCAGAAAACGCCACCCCACAGGUACCACAGGGGAAGCUGGGAGAGCGGAGCUCACUCUUCUGCUCUGCUGGACAGUUCUUCUUCGAGUACCUGGUGGUGGUGUCGCUGAAGAAGACGCCAGAUGGACACUAUGAACCCAAGAUAACCUACCAGUUCCCAAAGCGUGAGAACCUGCUGAAGGGCCAGAAGGAGGAGGAGGAACGUCUCCUCCAAGCCAUCCCCCUCUUCUGCUUCCCUGAUGGCAACAACUGGCUCCCUGUCACUGAGUUCAGCAGUGAAACCUUUUCCUUUGUCCUGACAAACGUGGAUGGCAGCAGGAAGAUCGGCUACUGCAGGCGGCUGCUGCCAUCUGGGCGUGGUGUCCGGCUCCCUGAGGUUUUCUGCAUCAUCAGCUGCCUGGGCUGCUUUGGGCUCUUCUCCAAGAUCCUGGACGAGGUGGAGAAGAGGCGCCAGAUCUCCAUGGCAGUGAUCUACCCCUUCAUGCAGGGCCUUCGGGAAUCGCCCUUUCCAGCUCCAGGGAAAACUGUCACAGUCAAAAGCUUCAUCCCCGAGUCGGGCACUGAGCUCAUCGAGCUCACCCGGCCCGUGGAUGCCCACCUGGAGCACGUGGAGUUCCAGGCUCUGCUCCAGAGACUCAGCCCUCACCUCAUCUUGCACAUCUUCGCCUCUGCCACGCUGGAGCGACGGCUCAUUUUCCUGGCUGAGGAGCUGAGUGUCCUGUCCCAGUGCAUUCACGCCGUGGCUGCUCUCCUGUACCCCUUCACCUGGGCUCACACCUACAUCCCCGUGGUCCCCGAGUGCCUGCUGGACACCGUGUGCUGCCCCACACCCUUCAUGGUUGGCAUCCAGAUGCGGCACCUGCAGCGGGUCCUGGAGCAGCCAAUGGAGGAGGUGGGAGAUGAGGAGGAGAUCCUGCCCGGGAAGCUGCAGAACGAGAUGCUGACGUCUCUGAACAGGCACAACAACAACAACAACGAGCACACCUCGGAGCAGCUGAAUGCCCUGGUGUCAGAAGCCUUUGUGCAUUUCUUUGUGCGGCUGCUGGGGCACUACAGCUCCCACAUCAAGUGGGGCAGGAGCGGCUCCGGCAGCUUCCAGGAACGAGCCUUCUGCAAGGCCAUUCCCUCCAAGAGCUGCCGCAGGUUCCUGAAAAAGUUUGUGAAGACCAACAUGUUUUCCCUGUUUAUUGAGGAGGCAGAGAAGAGCAGGAUCCCACAGGAAGCGUAUUUCCAGCAGAAAAUAAAGGAGUACCACGAACAGAAGAAGCACAGGAGGGACUCCUGAGGAGCAGGACUGGGACUGACACGUCCCUGCCAGCAGCACCACACUGGACACUGUUCCUGCCCACCCGGGCCUCCUGCACUGCCUGGGCAGCCCCACUGAGCACCAGUUCCACCCUUCCUUCCUCAGGGCAUCACUCAACUGGAAACUCUGCACAGAACUAGUGCCAGGCUGGGAUUUCUUUCCCAGUCGUGGUUGCUCCAGGAACAGGAGCAUCCUGUGACUCCUGGUGCUUGGCCCUUCACAGUUCCCCCAGCACCUCACGCAGAGGGAGGGCAGCCAGAGCUGGCUCAGGACAACAGGGGUUCACAGUGAUUAUUAGAAGGGGAAGAAAAGAGGAAUGAGUAGGAAAUAGCGUUACUUCUCAUUAAAACAAACCAGGGGUGUGUAAAUAAGGAACAUCCCAUUGCACAA